Sciurus carolinensis (gray squirrel) is the source of this 7493-nucleotide messenger RNA. It is a transcript of the gene Ndufaf2, whose product is annotated as NADH:ubiquinone oxidoreductase complex assembly factor 2. Bases 75 to 584 code for a protein of 169 amino acids. The record is from RefSeq and is a predicted model, not a curated record. The transcript is spliced from 4 exons. NCBI's taxonomy places the organism in Eukaryota, Metazoa, Chordata, Mammalia, Rodentia, Sciuridae. Gene Ontology annotation, biological process: mitochondrial respiratory chain complex I assembly. Gene Ontology annotation, cellular component: membrane.
GUCGGCGGCUGGAGCGUCUGUCCCAGCGCCUGGGCAGAUCCGCUUGGGUUCACUCCGGGAGCUGAGUGGCCGGCAUGGGUUGGUCUCAAGGCUUGUUUCGCGCCUUGUGGAGAGCGUUGUCAAAGGAGGCGAAGGAGCAUGUGGGCACCGACCCGUUCGGAAACAAGUACUACUAUAUCCCGGAGUACAAGAACUGGAGAGGACAAACUAUUCGAGAGAAAAGAAUCGUAGAAGCAGCAAAUAAAAACGCAACAGACUAUGAAGUGGGGGAUAUCCCAACAGAAUGGGAAGCUUGGAUUAGAAGAACAAGAAAGACUCCACCUACUAUGGAGGAAAUACUAAAGAAUGAAAAAUAUAGAGAAGAAAUAAAAAUAAAAAGUCAAGAUUUUUAUGAAAAAGAAAAACUCCUUAGUAAAGAGACCAUCAAAGAACACUUGCCUCCACCUGUUCAAACUCAAAUUAAAGGGCAUGCCUCUGCUCCAUACUUCGGAAAGGAAGAACCCUCAGUGGCUCCCACCAGCACUGGUAAAACCUUUCAGCCAGGAUCUUGGAUACCACAAGAUGACAAGAGCCAAAAUCAAUGAAUUGCACUCUGGUGAAAUCACUUAAUUUACACAGACAUGACUAUUUAAACAAAUAAAAAGUUGGUUACUUUCUAUUUUCUGAGUAUACAAUAGCUCUGUAUUCUAUUCAGCUUAAGAAUUCCUUUUUAGUACCCAUAAGAAACAUGGGAUUAUGAAGAUCGAAGCCUAAAUUCUUCAGUCUUGAAUCUGACACUUGAUUUAGUCCUCAUCUUGUUUAUGAAUUUGCUUAGAAUUGCCUUUCCCUUCUUAGAUUACUACUUUGAGGAGUGUCAGGUAGUUGUGAAUGCUCAGUGCAUAUAGGAUCCUUAGGUAGGAACCCCCACAGAUACAUCUUGGUACAAUAAGGGUAGUGAGCUCUCCCAAAUGAUAAAAUAUAAAAGGAAAAAAAUGAUAUUUUUAUUUUUGGAGAUGUACCCUAAAGAUUUCAAAGGACUAAUCAAAAAUAUGAACUUGGAUAAAAUGUGUAAAUGCAAAGAAAUUUAGCUAAAAAACAACAACAACAAAAAAAAAACCACACACUUUGAUGAGAAGAUGGGACCAAAACUAGCCUAUGGUUAAACUGUGGCUAACUGUGUCUGGAGUCUGAAGAGAGGAAUUAGGACCAAGGGGAGAUAAUCCAUCAUGAAAGUCUUAAAGAACAACAAAGAGAGAAAUGGGAUAAGUUCCAUGAGAGUGAAAAUUAUUUUGAAAAAUAAAACAGGAAUGAGUUCUCAAACAGAAUGCAUUUCUACUGAUAGCUGGGAAUCAGUGGUUUGUAUAUUGAAAAAUGUAGACAGAUGACACUGAUAACAAAAGUACUCUCAAAGGAUCAUUUUCUAGAAUGCACAACAAAGUUUUUGUUGUUAUUUUAACGUAGAGUUUAUCUCACAGUGUUUGGCAUAGAACAGGUAUUUAAUAAAUACUCAGGAAAUGAAGACCCAAACUUUUAAGCUCUGAAUAAUUCAAGGAAAUCCUUGGUUUAAAUGUUAAUAAUGUACUCCUAAAAAUAUACACAUGAAAAUUCUAACUAAGAAAUAGCUACAUAAAAAUACAACUAUUUUAUAAAGUAUUUACACUAAAAAAAAGUAACCGAAUGACAAAAUCACUAUAACAUACUUACUGAAUGACAAAAAAGCCCUAGAUGUUAAUUCGAGUGUUCAACAGCGCUGUUAAUAUCAGAUUAAACAUUAUGUCUUGUCAGAUCACUACCAAGUGAUAUUAUAUUUUACCACAGAGGCAAAAAAAGGAACUAGCCAUUAGGUAAUAUAAAAGAAGUUAUAAUUUGUAGUAACAAUUGGAUUGUGACUUCAGAUUAACAUGUUCUUAAAUUCUGGAAAGGAAAAUUGUAAAUACUUUUAGCAUGCUAGAAUGUCUUUACUGCCAAAUUCCUAUUAUUAAUUGCAUCCCAUAUACACCUUUUGCAAAUGUUUUCCAUGUAGUGUUUUAAAAUAUUAGCAUACAGUAUAAUUUACAUGAAUUUUAAUUUUUAGUUUUCAUUUUAAAAGACCUGUUUGACAUAAGCAACAUAAGAAAAUCAUAGCCAAGAAUCUUUGUGGGAAAAUAUGUUAUGUUCAAGUAAAAUGAUGACACUGGCCCAUCACUGCCAGUAGAGCAUGCAGUGUCAAGGCAAUUUUAAUAGGUGGGAAUGAAGGUCAUAAUAACCCACCCAUACUCCUUUCCUCCAAAGUGUGUAGACAGAUUGCAUCGUUAGAGGAUGUUGUUAGGGGAUAUCUUAACUAUAAUCUUGUCCUGAUUAGGAUUUGCCUUUCUAAACAACUUUUAAAAAAUACCUAGCUUUAAGACCAGACACUCGCAAAACAAAAUUGAAAUAUUAAAUAUUAGCUUGUCCACCGUAUUUCAUUUUUAAAAUAACCAUAUUUUGGUCAUUUACAAGUUUUUUAUGGUUUUUCAAAACUAUUUUAAAAACUUCAGUCUCAAGAUUAAAAAAUGUUCAUGUUAACAUAAUCAUUGUAUAUACCUUAGGUACUUUCUUAGCAAAGACAGUUAAAUCCUUCCUGGCUUUAUAUGCCUAUUAUACAUACUAUACACAUAUUUUUUAGUUUUUACAAUAAUAGGCUUAAUUAAUAUUACACAAACUUUAAAGUGCAAAAAAUAUUUUGGGGUGCUGGGGUUGUGGCUCAGUGGUUGAGCACUUGCCUGGCAUGUGUGAGGCACUGGGUUCAAUCCUCAGAACCACAUAAAAAUAAAUAAAUAAAUAAAUGUCCAUCAACAACUAAAAAAAUUUUUUUUUGUCUCUGGAGUUUAAAUCUAGCCAAUUAGCUAUGCCUUAUGUAUUUGAAGUUAAAAACCAACAAAAUGCCAGACAUGGUGGUACACACCUGUAAUACCAGCAACUUGGGAAGCUGAGAUAAGAGGACCACAAGUCUUGAGGCCAGCCUCAGCAACUUAGCAGAGGACCCGAAGCAACUUAGUGAGACCCUGUCUCAAAAUAAAAAAAUUAAAAGGGCUGGGGAUGUGGCUCAGUGGAUAAAGUACCCUGGGUUCAAUCCCUGGUACAAAAAAAUACAAAAAAUAUAAAAACAAAAAAAUGGAGUAAGUAAUUCUUCUCCAUUCUUCUAACAGAUUUCUGGCUAUCAUGCAUUUAAUUUAAUUAAUCCUGAAUCAAAACCACUACACUGGUUUUUUUAAUGCUGUCUCAUUAACACUUUAAAAAAACAUAACCUGAAUGUAUUUAGAUUAGACUUUUUCAAACUGUUAUGCUCUUUGGGGAAAAAAGAGGCAUAAAGGAGAAUCUAUGGCAGUUAUAUUAGGUUAAAAAGAUGCUAAGAAAUCAUGCAGAAACUUAUCCAGGUUUUACUUGUUUCCCAAACUUUGAGUAUCUGACCAUGCAAUUUCUUUUCCUAUGUUUAAGAAAUGCAGUUUGUCCUUAUGUAUAUUCUAGAAAUGAAGUAAAUCAGUGAUUUCCUAUAACCACAUGCAAACAUUAAAAACAAUAAUUCCUAAACAGGAUCAAAUUUCCUCUCAUUUAUAGCCAGUUAAGAUGUACAGGUCCCUUGCCACUUUAUGUGUAAUGACAAAGUGAGGCACUAUUAAUUAUUAUUUCAGUCCUGAGUUCCUGCUCACAGCUUCCUAAGCUCAUUUUCAGUUUGCCCAUUCUAAAGAAAUGUAAGUUUUAAAAAUGCACUUACACAUCUGAUAUAGCAAUAAUGGUUAUCAUGGCUCAAAUUCUGACACAAUUCUCUAUUUAUAUAUUUCUGGUAAAAUAUUAUAGGCAAUCUGGGGAUAGUUUCACUUUCCCCAAAAACACCCUUUAAAAAGUUAACUAUCUAGUUCUCAGAACUUCAAAAACAACAUAAUUAAAUAAGUAGGCUUUUUUUUUUUAAAUUGUAUUCUAGAUAAAUGGGAUUUUUAAAAAAUAAUACUGUUUACUAAGGUGAGAGAAGAUGGAAUUUUCUUUAAAAUCCCAAACCUCACAAUAGUCUCUGCUUUAUGCCUCCUACCCCCAGACAUAAAUAUUAUAAGACCUUAUUGAACUCACCAUAAAAAGCUCUAUAAAUGUUGAAAAAAGCUGAAUAAAACUUUGUCAAAAAAUUAUAAAAUUAAUGUUAAGACUUUAAUAAAUCAUAGAAAAAUACUUUUAAAUUGUUACAACAGAACCAAUGAAACCACAGCUUUACUAAGAGAACUGAGAAUUAUAAGGACUAUAUUCUUUGCUUCAAUACUUGUAUUACUCUAAAAUGUACAAACAAAACAUGUAUAUAAAUUCUUUCCAUGAACAGCCUGACUAUAGACACCCAAACAUAUUUUGGAUUUAUCUCAACCUAGUUUUUCUUAAAAUGGGCUCUGCAGACCCAUGAAGACCAGUAGUUCUGUAUAAACAGGUUUUAAUUUUAUAAUACAAAAAGCACAUCCUAGGUCACCUGAAAAACCAGCUCAUAACAAAACAUUGAAUUAUUUCAGUGCCUAGAGUUAUAAUGUGUCCAUUAUACUGGCAUCAAGUAGGUAUAGAUAACCUAAAAAUAGCAUUAAGUAUCAUUCAUACUGGUGUAUUCUCAGAAAUCUUAGGUUCUCAAAUUUGAGAAACACUGUCCUAAACUUUCACAAAUACAUUUAGCUACAGCUGAAAUUCAUAACCCUUUGAAAGUCUAACUUAUAUAUCUUAUUAUUCUCUCCCAAAAAAGACAAAAACCCAGGACCUCUUAUAAAAGUAUCAAAUUUAUUUCAGUAUCUGGUUUCAUUUUUAAAUUAGAGCUGUUGGACAAUUAUAUAACCUAAAAUUCAUUAUCAGAGGUGCAGAAACAUUAAUAAGCUAUUAAAUACAGUGAAUAAGAUUACUAGACCAUGCAUUUAGAAAAGCCAUGUUUAAAAGUCACAAGUUCCAGUUAUACUACUUAACUGAAAGAUCCUUUAACUCUGUACUUCCAACUAUACCACUCUCAUUUUGAAUGAUUUAUCCUAUUGUGCAAUUAUUAUUAUGCCCAACAAAAUCUUCCCAAAUUUUAAGCCUUUCUUUACUAUUUAAGAACUUAUGACAGCUGUUAUAAACUAACUUUGUAAAAGAAAUAUCGAAUUUUAGUUUUCACCUCAAACUUGUUGAAUCAAGAAGUACAGGACAUCACUCCCUAUGAGUUAUUGAAGAAUGGAAUAAAACCAAAAUUGCCAUCUAUAUAAUCAACAAAUUAUCUGACAAAACUUUUUAUCUACUUCAGUGUUCUAAAUUAACACAAAAAUAAACAGGUUCCAAGAUAUUACAGCAUUUGGCAUUUUUACUGCAAGCUUUAAAUCAGUGUUAUUCUUCUCAACAACUCAUCUCUUAAGAAAAUGGCAGUGUUCAUAAGUACAAAAACUGUUAAAACCAGAAGGUAGUAUUCACAAGAGAAUUCUUUAUAAAAUUAGGUUUUAAAAAUGAGAAUGUCUUGAUAAUUGCCAGUUGUCUCAAAGGCUAAAAUCAGAAAAAAAUGAAGAAAAUAGACCUGUGUACUCACUGAUUAAUACUACUUUACUUUGAGAAAUCCAAAAACGAUUACAUUCCAAGGAAUAAGCAAUAAUGAUAAAAGAUGUGAUUAAUAUACUGUAUCUCCUUUAAGCCAAAGCAAACUUUUCACCUAGAGAGGAUAAUUCUUUUAUAUUCUUAACAUUCUUUGUCCAGAACAGGAUCCCAUUUUAAGCCACUAUUUGAAUAAAGUUCAUAAUCUAAACUCAUUUUUCUCCAUAGGAUGUUUUCAUUUCAGUACAAAAGCUACAAUGGCAAAUAACUUAAGUCACUUAUGUUUUUAAGAAUUUGCAGGUUGGGUAUCCCGUAUCUGAAAUGCUUAGGACUAGAAGUGUUUGUUUUUUUCAGAUUUUGGAAUAUUUGCAUAUACAUGAGAUAUCUUGAGGAUAGACCCUAAGUCUAAACACAAAAAUUCAUCUGUUUUGUAUAGCUUGAAGGUAAUUUUAUAUGAUAUUUUUAUAUGGUAUUUUUAGUGUACUUGUGUUUUGACUGAAACCCUUCAAGAAGUCAGGUAUGGAAUUUUCCACUUGUGGAUCAUGUUUGUGAACAAAACGUUUUGGACUUUGGAGCAUCUGGGGUUUGGGAUUUUCUGAUUAGGGAUACUCAACCUGUGUAAUAAAUGCUUAUUUAUAAUAAUUGCCAGUAAAUACCAACAAACUUCUAUACCCAAGCCUAAACUACAGUACUGAGGUCAAAACUAACAUGAUUCUUCUACAUGGUCAGAUUUCAUUUACUAAAUAAUACUAUCAUGAAAUUCAAAGAAACCUUAGUGAGUCCUUCCAAAGCUGAAUAAUUUCCAAAUGAUUUUUCUCUGGUUGCAGAGCCUAUUCAUUCCUUCAGUCCUUUUUCAGUCGUUUAGCUUUUGCAAUAUUUUCUUGACGUUUUUGUUUCUUCUUUUGCUCCUUCUCCCUGGCUUCAAUCAUCUUGGCCAAUUUCCAGGACAGUACAGCACUUGCUAGGAACAGUGGAGUAAGGGCCAAAAUAACUGUUGUAAGGAAGCCAUAUGGGUCUUUUGCAGCCCAUUCCACAAUAUACUCAGCCCAAGCCUUUAUGUCAAACAUCUUUGUAGCAGUCUUAGGAAAACUGGGGGUGUAGGCUGGGGGUGGACAACAGGAGAAAGACUAUAUGGUUAAUCAACUUCUGAAAAAAGUUAUAGUUAACUCACAGUUCCAUUAUCAAUUUUUCAAAGUACAAAUUAGCACUAUUUUUAGUAAGGACUAAUAUCUCCAGUUAGGAAAAAAAAAAUUCAAAUAGACCAACCAGAACAGCAACUUUUUGGGGGGAAGGGGAGACUAGGGAUUGAACCCAGGGGUGUUUUACCACUUAGCUACAUCCCAGACGGUUUUAUCUGUGAUCCUCCUGCCCCAGCCUCCCAAGUUGCUAUUAUUAUAGGCGUGCACCACUUCAUGCAGCCAGAACAGUAAUAAUUAAAAGAUGUAAAUUUAUAGGAGACAAAAGUACAAACUAUUUGAACUCAGUCAUAAGGACUUUUGAGUUUUCACAUGCUUCCUAAAUUCAAGACAAACUUUAACAGCACACUUUUACAAGAAUCUUGAGUUUCACACGCUCAUUUCAGGAAACAGUUGAAUCCUGUUUGUCAUUUAGAAUCCUCAGUACUACCAGGUAAUUAACAAAAGUACAAAUCAAAUUUUCAUGUUUAAAAAGAACAAGAUUCAGAGCAUGAAAGAACACUCCCAGAGAAAGGAAAGUGAUAGAUAGCUAUUUCCUGAAAUGGAAAAGUGAAGGGUAAGGGAGCCAGGAUGAUACCCACAUUCAUAUGCCAAAAGGUAUAAGCUAAAAACUGUGUGCUAUUUUAUGCCUUUCAGCUUGCAGAUCCCUACUUUAAAAUAAACAAUUUAAUAAAUGAGAAAAAUAGUCAUAAAAAGUGCCAUCCAUUUUGUUCCUUUUCGGGUUGAUAAGGGAAAGCCAUCUGGCAAACAAUAGUGUGAGCUUGAAUGACAUAUUCUAUUUUACCC